AAUUAUUGCCAUUUAAGAAAUCUUUUUUAACUUAGUUUUUGAAUCUUUGUCUUGAGAUCUAUACUUAAAACAACUUCAGUUUAAGUAAUGUCCUAGGUUGAAAAAAACAGUUAAAAACCAGACAAAAUAAAAUUAUUGCUCAAGGUAAUAUAUAGUUGAUACAUAGCUUGUCCUUCUGAUGGCAAAGCAAGCCUGCCAAGCAAUUUUUAUUUACUUAUACCAAGGCAAGGCAGGGUCUAUUUUCUGAGGUUAAAACAUAUCUUUAGUAUGUUUGAAUUAGGAGGUUUCAAAAGACAAAUUCAGAGAUUCCUUAACACAAAGUAUUGUUAGAUCCAAGUUUUGGUGGACUUAUAAAUACCUUCAUGCAAGAAUGGGCAGGAAAAAAACAGGAACAAAAGAUCCUUACUUGAAGUUCAAGCCUGAUGAUAAUUGGCAAAAUUUACAUAUCUAUCCUUUAUCCACAUUAGCUAAUAACUUCAUAAGUAGAAUAAAAGCUUUUGGAAAGAUAUGCAAAUUAAAACUUUUUUUUUUUUGCUCCGAAGAGAUUUAAUCCUGAGAAGUGCUUUUUCUGCACAGAUCACUGAUAAGAUUAAAUAUUAACUAAUUUUCACAUUAAGAAGGUCAACAUCAAAUUUCAGAAUUAUGUUUCUGUUAUACUUAGUCCAUAAACUAAUUGUUUAGUUUAAAGAAGAGAUUAUGCUUUGAUUAUUAAUAAAUGAAUGUACCUUACAUCUCAUAAACAUACUUGAAUGUCACGAACUUGAUUUCAAUUGAAGAAGCCAAGUUCAUCUGUUUUCUCCUCUCAUUGGUCCAUCUCUAGCCAUGAUGAACUGAACAUAAAGGGGCUGGCUUUAAAAAUAGAGAUGUAUUAAAAAAGAAAAAAGCACCAUUAUUGGAUUUGCUAAUGAUACUUGUUGCUAAAUUCCUGUAAUUGGUCUAGCUAUAAUGCUAAAUGUGUUUACAGCUAUUUGACUAUAUAAAAAUGUUUCCGACCAGAAGUCAGAAGUCUGGGUCAACCUGAAAAUGUUUCUGAAAAGUUGUAUGUAAAUUGUUUUAAAAUACUAUUGGGGAACUUAAAUAAUUCCUUUGAGAAUGUUUUGAUAAAUUCUUGGAAAGCAUAAAAAAGGUUUUAUAAUGCAACUAAACUUCUUAGCUUUAUUAUACAGAUAGCCCCAGGUCUCUAGUGUAAGAUGGAGUUCUGCAACAUAAUUCUUAUAGGCUGUGAUUUAUGAUAUAACUGGGAUUACUAAACACUGGCACUUUCAGUCUGGGGUAAAGUGAAUGUAGCAGAAUUGUUGCCAUUAACUUCUAUAUGUUUAUUCUACAGAUUGUUCUAUGCUGAACUGAUCAAGCACUUUGAACAUGACUUCAAAACUUCUCUGGGCAUCCUUCAUACUUGCUACAUUAACAUUUGCAACUCCACUUUCCCUACACCCAGACCAGCAAAAGGUUCUGCUAGUUUCAUUCGAUGGAUUCCGUUGGGAUUACUUAUAUAAAGUUCCAACACCCCAUUUUCACUAUGUUAUGAAAUACGGUGUUCAUGUGAAGCAAGUUACUAAUAUUUUUAUUACAAAGACGUACCCUAAUUUUUAUACUUUGGUAACUGGCCUCUUUGCAGAGAGUCAUGGGAUUGUUUCAAAUGACAUGUUUGAUCCUAUCCUGAACAAGUCUUUCUCCUUGGAUCACAUGAAUAUUUAUGAUUCUGAGUUUUGGGAAGAAGCAACACCAAUAUGGAUCACAAAUCAAAGGGCAGGACAUACUAGUGGUGCGGCAAUGUGGCCUGGAACAGAUGUAAAAAUACACAAGAGCUUUCCCACUCACUACAUGCCUUACAAUGAGUCUGUUUCAUUUGAAGAUAGAGUUGACAAAAUUAUUGAAUGGUUUACAUCAAAAGAGCCUAUUAAUCUUGGUCUUCUGUAUUGGGAGGACCCAGAUGACAUGGGCCACCAUUUGGGGCCUGAUAGUCCACUCAUGGGGCCAGUCAUUUCAGAUAUUGACAACAAGCUAGGCUAUCUCAUAAAAAUGUUAAAAAAGGCAAACUUGUGGAACACCCUGAACCUAAUCAUCACAAGCGAUCAUGGAAUGACACAGUGUUCUGAGAACCGGAUAAUAGAACUUGACCAGUAUCUGGAUAAAGACCACUAUAUCCUCAUUGACCAAUCUCCAGUAGCAGCCAUCUUGCCAAAAGAAGGUAAAUUUGAUGAAGUCUACGAAGCUCUAGCUCAUGCGCAUCCUAAUCUUACUGUCUACAAAAAAGAGGAGAUUCCAGAAAGAUGGCAUUACAGACACAACGAUCGAAUUCAACCAAUCAUAGCAGUGGCUGACGAAGGGUGGUAUAUUUUACAGAAUAAGUCAGAUGACUUUCUGCUAGGUAGCCACGGUUAUGAUAAUGCAUUACCAGAAAUGCAUCCAAUGUUUUUAGCCCACGGUCCUGCCUUCAGAAACAAUUUCACAAAAGAAUCCAUGAACUCCACAGAUCUGUACCCACUGUUGUGCCACCUCCUCAAUAUCACUGCCAUGCCACACAAUGGAUCCUUCCAGAAUGUCCAGGAUCUGCUCAAUUCAGCAACUCCAAGAACAACUCCUUAUAUGAAGAGUACUACCUUCCUCCAUGGUAGUAUCAAACCAAAAGAAUAUGAACAAGAAGAGUCAUAUGCUUAUUUCAUAGGGGUCUCUCUUGGUAGCAUUAUAGUUAUUGUCUUUUUUGUGAUUUUCAUUAAACAUCUAAUUCACAGCCAAAUACCUGACUUGCAAGAUAUGCAGGCUGAAAUAGCUCAACCAUUACUACAUGCCUAAUGCUACUUUGUAAUGGAGAGUUCAUAAUUAUUUGUGUUUAAAGGUUUGAAAUUCUAGGAAACUCAUUUCAGACAUGUGCACAGACCAUCAAGCAGUUAUACAGAUACACAGAUAGUGUCUGCUGUCUCUCUCUCUUUCUCUGUCACACACACACACACACAUACAUGGACCAAAAUACAAAUAAUUGCAAAAGACUAACAAUGUGAAAGUAUGUCCAUGUUCUCUCUAGUUUAGGGGUAGAUAAGAUCCUGCUUUAUUUGACGUGGCACGUAGAAUGUAUUACAAAGCAAGUUUGCACUAUUUGAAGUAUUUACUAUAUUGUACUUUAAAUUACUCUCCUAAAGAGUACUUUUAUUUGAAAUGUACUUUAUGGACAAUUAUGUCUUAUAAUUUAGUUGAAAAAGACAACUUUUUAUGCCCAUGCCACAGAACACAUUAUUACUUGUUCAAAGUGAAUGACAUUUCCAAUAAUUACUGAGCAAUGUAGAAAUCUAUCUCUUUAUACUGGGAAGGCAAGAAGAAAGUGAAAACUGUUUAAAAUUAAAUGUGACAACCUUUGUACCUUGAUUUUUGGAGAAAGGCAUUCCUAACAGCAGGUUACAUUUGUGGAUAUUCCUUGUCAUAUUUUUCCAAAGGACAUGGUUUUCAUUUUAUUUUUCCCACACAAAUAUUGAUAGUUUCAUUCUAAACAUUAUUGCUUCUGCCAUAAAAUUAUUGCUAUUUCCUGUUUAGUCAUUGUACUCUGAUUUUUAUAAGAAUGGGGGCACCAUGAAUAUAUAUUUCUUUCCUAUGUAGUCCAGCAAUAGCCUGAAUAGAAGUAAGAGAUCGGGCAUCGUCUCAGUAAUGUUUUCUCUUGUUCUGUAAUUAUUUGGUUCUUUGAAAACAAAAUCACUAUUAAUCACAUUAAAAGUCAAAUUAAAUAUUUUUUUUCUCUUUUUUUUUCUUUUGGCAACAUGUAGUAACAGAGCACAAGCAUAUUACAAAUUUGAGCAUUUGCAGAUUCAGAGUUGCAAAAAGCAUAAACCGUAGUAGGUAGGUAAAACAUGGGCCAAUUAAGGCUUGGAAAGAGCUGUCUGAAGCUAAAAAAAAAAAUUAGACCAGCCCAUGUCUGGGAUGUUCACAUUGUACCCAGAACAAUGCUAAAGGGUGCCUUUUUGUUGUUAGUUGCCACUGAUUCCAACUCAUAGGGACCCCAUAUGUGCAGAAUAGAUCUGCUCCAUAGAGUUCUCAAGGCUGUGAAAAAGGUGCAAAACGUUGAAAAGACUAGCAAAAUUGAGGCAUUAGGUAUUGAAACACAAAGAAGAUGAGAUUAUAGCCCUGUUUCAAGAAAUAUUUGAAUACAAUCUGCCAAAUACUCAAGUGGAAUCAAAGAUAAAUCCAAGUUCACAAAUAGACUUCUACCUCCUGGUUAGUAUCUUUCACCUGCCUGCUCAUCUCAGCCCCUCUCAUUCCAACAGCCUAAAGCUGUGCUUUAGAUCUUCCACGUAAUCUGAAAACAAGAAGUUUGGGAGAGGCAUGCUAUUUCCUAUGGCUUCUUAGAGGAAAGAGGAACCCUGGAAAGAAAUGGUUUACUUGAAGAAAAUAGAAAACCAGUUCACAGACACAUGGCCCAUAAACAAUGUGAUUUGAUGCAUAUUUAUGGACCAAUUGGCUAAUAAGUAGAUAAAAUGACAUCAGAAAGGAAAAAUUAGAUGUGAACAACAAAAGUGACAUAGUUAAAAAAAAAAAAAAGUAACUGAAGUGCUUCCUAAAAUAAA
Molecule: messenger RNA, 4553 nt
Organism: Loxodonta africana (African savanna elephant)
Lineage: Eukaryota; Metazoa; Chordata; Mammalia; Proboscidea; Elephantidae
Gene: ENPP5
Product: ectonucleotide pyrophosphatase/phosphodiesterase family member 5
Exons: 3
Coding region: 1363-2796 (477 amino acids)
Source: RefSeq, a predicted model, not a curated record